Molecule: messenger RNA, 566 nt
Organism: Rhagoletis zephyria (snowberry fruit fly)
Lineage: Eukaryota; Metazoa; Arthropoda; Insecta; Diptera; Tephritidae
Source: RefSeq, a predicted model, not a curated record
GUGCGUAUCACCGGCGGGCGUGCAAAAGGCGAAAUAAAUUUCUUCUUCCUGUUCGUGCAAGUGUUACAGUUUUAGAAAAGAAAAUGAAUCGAAAACGCUUGCUUCUCAAAGUGAUCAUCUUAGUAGGCGUGUUGCUCCUUUUGUUUUGCACACAAAGCGCGGAUGCCGGCAGUCAGCACAAAAAGAAGAAGAUCACUAUUCACGUGCCAGUUCACAAGAAAGUUGAAAAGCACACGCACACCGUGAUCAAGCAUAUACAUCACCAUCACAAACCGAUUGUCAUCAAGGAAGAGAAAGUCAUACACGAGGAACAUCAUCCGAUCAUACACAAGGAACAUAUCUCUCACGAACAUAAGCAUCAUCACGAGGAGAAGCACGAGCAUGUGCAUCCAAUUAUAGAAGAGGAGGAAGAGCAUAUACACCACCACCAUCAAUAUGAGCACAAAGAGGAGAGCCACGAGAGUUGAAUGUGAAAAAAGGGAAGCGAAGAGCGUCCAGGAGAGCCAUGAGCAGUGAUGUAGGUUUAAAAUAUUUUAAUUAAUAAAAUUUUAAGGUAUUAAAAACUU